Dalotia coriaria is the source of this 2525-nucleotide messenger RNA. It is a transcript of the gene CoRest, whose product is annotated as REST corepressor. Gene Ontology annotation, cellular component: histone deacetylase complex; transcription regulator complex. NCBI's taxonomy places the organism in Eukaryota, Metazoa, Arthropoda, Insecta, Coleoptera, Staphylinidae. The transcript has 8 exons. The coding region runs from base 162 to 1562 and encodes 466 amino acids. Gene Ontology annotation, molecular function: transcription corepressor activity; sequence-specific DNA binding. The record is from RefSeq and is a predicted model, not a curated record. Gene Ontology annotation, biological process: negative regulation of DNA-templated transcription; regulation of transcription by RNA polymerase II.
CGGUGAGAUGCCGAAGUCGCCGUCGCGCUACUUCGAUUCGCACAGCACAACCGAGAGGAGUUCCUCAUCUCCGCACUCGCAUUUGAAACUGAACCUCGACUAGUGAUAGAAGCAUCAACGUUCAGGUACACAAACCAACUUAACAAUACACAAUAUCCACCAUGGUGUUGGCGGAGAAGAACAACGACAACGCUCGCAACGGGCGAAGAAGUCGCGGCCCAAGUCCGAACGGUCACGUACAACCGGAGUCCACCAGCGAGGACGAAAGCACAGUUCCAGUGGAUAAGAUAAGGGUGGGCCGAGACUACCAAGCCACAUGUCCUGAGCUUCAGCCAGAAGCUUUGCGAAAACCUGAAUUGCUUGCUGACAGAGCCCUGCUGGUGUGGUCACCUACAACAGAUAUUCCAGAAAUAAAACUGGAAGAGUACAUCACAUUAGCCAAAGACAAAUAUGGCUACAAUGGGGAGCAGGCAUUGGGCAUGCUCUUCUGGCACAAACACGACCUUGAUCGCGCUGUGCUUGACCUCGCCAACUUCACACCAUUCCCUGAUGAGUGGUCCGUUGAAGACAAGGUACUCUUUGAGCAAGCAUUUCAAUUCCACGGGAAGAGUUUUCAUCGAAUCCGACAAAUGUUACCAGAUAAAAGUAUCGCCAGUCUUGUGAAAUACUACUACAGUUGGAAGAAAACUCGAUCGCGCACUAGUCUAAUGGACAAGCAGGCUCGUAAGUUGAACACACCGCGUGAGGAUGGCACACCCAGCGAGGGAGGCUCUGAAGGCGGCUCCAAUGAAGAUUCCGACCACGACGACAAGAAAUGGACGAUACAUCGGGGCAUCAGGCGUAAAAGUGGCUCGCCACUUCGUGCCGGUGUACCACCAGACGAGAAUACGUCUCAGGGUGAGAGAGGCUCGUGUUCUAACUGCGGCGUCGGCUGUACCUACACACAAGUCACUCCCAAGGGGACUCUGUGUAAUUCCUGUUAUCUGCAUUGGAGACGCACGGGCAUAUUGCGGCCAACCUCGGGGCCGACUGGCGGCAAACGGGGCACGCUGCCGGGAGUCAGACACAAGCGCAAACCUCCGCGCGGCAUGUACAUCAAUCACGACGAUCUCGCCGCUAUGGCGACGAGCGGCGCCGGCGUUCUAAUGCUCAAGGCGCUUAAUCGCGAACAGGACGCUCUCCAGAGACAAAUUCAACACAAUAAGCAGCAAAUCAGUUCACUGAAACGCAAGCAUUCUGAAAGCAUUGAAGAACUACGUACGACUGGCGAUACAACGUCGCGUAUAAACGCACGAUGGACGAAUGAGGAGCUACACCUUGCCGUCCAGGGCGUGCGGAAAUACGGCAAGGAUUUUAAGAGCAUAGCCGAUGUCAUCGGUAAUAAAACAGAGACGCACGUUCGCACAUUCUUCCUGAAUUACCGUAAACGUUACAACCUCGACGAUGUGCUGAAGGAGUACGAAAACGACAACGGACCAAUCGUCGAAGAGGCUGGUAACAAUGGCGAGGCUGAAAAGUCGUCGAGAUUGUCGAUGAUGCCGCCAACGACAACGGCGAUGUGAUCUGUAUCUCACCGUCGCCGAUCAAGAAGGACUUUAAGAAAUUGGCGGUCGCGCAGGCGAAAUGAUCGUGAUCCGCACACAAUCAUCCACUCACAUAACUAUACAUAUUACCAUAAGUGUUAAUUGUUUAAAUUUUCCAAUUUAUAUAAUAUUAUGUUAUCAGAGUAAGCGUAAUGACUGCACGCACGGUCAACAUAAAUUUGAUUAUUUUUUCAUAUAACUAGGAUACGCUAGUUAGAUAGGAAAUGAAUUUAAUCGUGAACGUAAUUGGCUAUUGUAAACAAAUCGCGGCUACGUUAUGGAUAGCACUUGGGGGGGUAAGCGUGAAAUGUGUUCACUUUAGAUAUAGCUGAGUAACAUCAACACAAACACAAAGCUGUGACACUCUCACAGAAUUAUUAAUUUAUAUUUCUAGCAUAUCUCCUAUUGUUAGCAAUAAUUGUAAGAUUUCUUAAUAUAUAUUAAUUUUUAGGUUCUUCUUAAGUUUUUUUUCAGUCGUCGGUUGAAUCAUUUUCUGAAUAUUGUAUUUGUUAAUUUAAUUUAAUGAAUAAGACGCACGCAAUCGUCCAUUUCUAGAAUUUAUCGAAUUAUGCACAAUCAAUUAGGUUGUAUUAAGGCUUUGUAAUCUUCGAUACAUUUCAUUUCAUUACACAGAACGCUGUGUAAUUGACUAUAAGUGAAGAGAGGAACAAAUAUGAUCUUGGCGAGGUUGCGAUGAUUCUGAUUAUCGCAAGAUAUUGAUAAUCGCUUAUGUAUGCGCGUAAUAACUUAUUCAUUGCGAUCAAAUAGAUUUUUAAUUAGACGAACACGCUAAUUGGGGAGUUGUGUAAGAUCCAGAUGAGUUAAUGUGAUGUGUCAUGGAAGCAGAAGGUGUACCAUUGGUGUAUGAUGACAUGUUAACAUAAAGGAAUAAUGAGUCACAUCUUUCUUUAAAUAAUUUAAUAAACUGACUUGUAAAUAUUA